AUGACCAUAUUCUCAAAUGAUCCUGCUUGGUGGCCGACCAUCAAUGCGUAUCGUUUUUCCAGCUAUUUUUCAGUUGCUGCCUUUGUUGUAGUGACGUAUGAUUGGGCACUUACAUUCGCACAAGAGGUUGAAUUGGUCUGGAGGCAACGUUGGUCCUUGAUGACAGUUCUGUAUCUCGGUGUACGCUACCUUGGAAUCUUAUAUGCUGCGUAUGUCCGGAAGCCUGACCAUCCUGUCCCAUAUUCCGACCCUCUCGCUGACAAAUACAGUGAGUCUUCUGCGCAGAUGUCUGCUAUUCCCCUCCAAUUAACUGUGGUUCCCUGUAGGAAUGUGAGCUGGAUUGUGUACGUCGUAUGGAAUUGGACGGGUGUUGUGAUAUUUGCGUUGCUGUGGGUCACCAUCAUCACUCGGUUGUAUGCUAUGUAUCAACGAUCUAGAAAGAUCCUGAUAUCUCUCGUUGUCACCUUCCUGGUUCUCAACAUUUUCGAUGGAGUGGUAGCUGUAAUGGCAAUGGUACAUGCUUCAGGGGAGGAAAUCGUUUUUUCCGGCGCUCAUCAGUGCUGGAUUACCUUCACGGGAGAUAUCCUAUUUCUGAAUUCUGUUACUUGGAUACUCGGAACUGUGUGGGAGGUCUCCGCGCUAUGUCUCGCAGUCUGGAUUGCGGUAAAACACUUCCGUGAACUGCGACAGCAUUCGGCAGGAGGGAUUAUCGGGGAGUGUUUCACGGUGUUGAUGAAAACUCACGUGCUUUACUUUGCGAGCUUUGUCGCUGUUUCGUGCUUCACCCUCGUUCUUGAUUUCUCUCCAACAUUCUCAACGUUACAAAAUUCCCUGGGAAUCCAGACUUUUUAUGGGUUGCUUCAGAUUUUGGAGAUCAUGCAGUUGUUUGUACUGGGACCACGGCUGAUUCUUGGUGUUCGAGAGUAUGGCGCCAAGCUCGUGGCCGAUUCCAACACAGCUAUUGCAUCAAUUCGUGCUCUCCGCAAGUCCCUCCUCUCCUCGUCAGUCAUACACGACCACCCCUCAACAGUCUCCGACAGAUCCUCCUCGAUACGCUCUUCCAUCUCUAUUUGCUUCUUGCUCUUCUUCGGCGGAGGUCUCGGUAAUGGUGGUGGAGGAGUCCGUCAGUUGGGGUGGAGCGGUGCAAUCCGCGAAAGCAUCGUGCGCGAAGACUUCACCAAUGGCGAAUUGGAAGGACUGUUUGAGAACGGUGAAUUUGGUUGUGAGUUGACACGCCGGAUGAGCUCUGACAUUGGGGUCGACUUGGGUUUGAUGUUGAAGGCGGGUGACUGGAGAGUGACAGACAGAGCCUGCUUUGGUGGGGCAGCCACGCUUUUCGGGGAAAUCUUCUAG
Molecule: messenger RNA, 1353 nt
Organism: Suillus plorans
Lineage: Eukaryota; Fungi; Basidiomycota; Agaricomycetes; Boletales; Suillaceae
Exons: 15
Coding region: 1-1353 (450 amino acids)
Source: RefSeq, a predicted model, not a curated record